AUGGAGAACUCUCUUCAAGAUAUACAUGGCCUAAGGGUUGCUGUGGAAGGCUGUGGCCAUGGCACAUUGAAUGCCAUCUACGUCGCAACAGAGAAGGCCUGCGAGGAGAGGGGCUGGCCAAAUGUUGACUUGUUGAUCAUUGGGGGAGAUUUCCAGGCUGUUCGAAAUGUCCUCGACCUGACUGUCAUGUCAGUCCCCGCCAGGUUUCGGGAACUGGGCGACUUCCACGAAUACUACAGCGGCAUUCGUAAAGCCCCUUAUCUGACCACCUUCGUUGGAGGCAAUCAUGAAGCAAGUAGUCAUUUGUGGGAACUUUACUAUGGUGGCUGGGUGGCACCGAACAUCUAUUAUAUGGGAGCUGCCAACGUGAUGCGACUCGGUCCAGUGCGCAUAUCAGGUAUGUCUGGAAUAUGGAAGGGGUACAACUACAACAAAAGUCACCACGAGCGGCUGCCAUAUAACCAAGAUGAUAUAAAGUCUAUAUAUCAUAUCCGAGAGCUGGAUGUUCGGAAACUAUUGCAAGUACGGACACAAGUUGAUAUCGGUAUCAGCCACGAUUGGCCGAGAGCAAUCGAGAAUCAUGGCAAUGCUAAAGCUCUAUGGAGAAUGAAACCAGAUUUCGAGAAGGAAUCUAGAGAUGGGACACUUGGUAGCCAGGCUGCUACAUAUGUUCUUGACCGACUACGACCCCCAUAUUGGUUCGCGGCGCAUAUGCAUUGCAAAUUUGCUGCGACCAAGAUAUACAAGGACGAGACUGCGGAUUCUGCGUCGCAGACAAUCGCAACACCAACAGCUCCAUCUGCAGCUACGGCUACUGAUAAUAGCGUCCCAGCCGCAACAAAGAAUGAAGAAGAGAUAGACCUCGACAUGGACGAUGACGACGAGCCUCCUGCACCCACACCAAAGCCAGAAGAGGCCCCAACUACCACAAAGCCCACCAACUCCAUCUCCGACGACCUCCGUGCCCUCCUCCCCGCGUCAUUUUCCCGCCCUGCUCGUACUUCUCGCUUGCCGCCUGGCCAACCUGUUCCCGAAACCAUCUUCAACAGCACCGUCCGCUUCCUCGCUCUCGACAAAUGCCUCCCCGGCCGUAAAUUUCUCCAACUACUCGAAGUCUCGCCCUCCUCGCCUCCAGCGCCGAAUUAUCCUCCUCUGUCCGCCGAGAGCGGUGCUGAUGGAUCUACCGGGGCGCCUGGCUGGCCUCGGUACCAUUUAUCGUACGACCCAGAGUGGCUCGCCAUCACGCGCGCCUUCUCCCCGUCGUUGGUCCUCGGUGACCGUGAUGCUCGGCCGCCCUCUGAUUUAGGCGAAGAGAAAUACAGGGAGCUUAUCAAGGCAGAAGAGGUGUGGGUCGAGGAGAACAUCGUUAAGAAGGGGAAGCUACAGGUGCCCGAGAAUUUCGUCAUCACGGCGCCAGUACAAGAUGGUGUCCCUCCCACGCUCAAUAUCCGUGAGCAGCCGAAGGAAUAUAAUAAUCCCCAGAUGGUGGCGUAUUGUGAGUUGAUGGGGAUUGAGAAUAAAUUCUUCGCUACGGAUGAGGAGAAGGAGCAGAGGGCGGCAAAGGGUCCGGCGCCGGCAGAGCCGAGGAGGGAUGGAUUUGGUGGAGGGGGUGGGCGUGGAGGUGGGCGAGGGAGAGGUGGAGGUGGAGGAUUUGGUGGGAAUAGAGACAGAGGAGGUGGUGGCAGGGGAAGAGGGAGAGGCUACUGA
Molecule: messenger RNA, 1707 nt
Organism: Pseudogymnoascus destructans
Lineage: Eukaryota; Fungi; Ascomycota; Leotiomycetes; Thelebolales; Thelebolaceae
Exons: 3
Coding region: 1-1707 (568 amino acids)
Biological process (GO): mRNA splicing, via spliceosome
Cellular component (GO): nucleus
Molecular function (GO): RNA lariat debranching enzyme activity
Source: RefSeq, a predicted model, not a curated record